Limulus polyphemus (Atlantic horseshoe crab) is the source of this 619-nucleotide messenger RNA. RefSeq lists its product as uncharacterized. The transcript has a single exon. The annotation marks the transcript as partial. The record is from RefSeq and is a predicted model, not a curated record. NCBI's taxonomy places the organism in Eukaryota, Metazoa, Arthropoda, Merostomata, Xiphosura, Limulidae.
UUGUUCUCAACUGUCCGAGCAGUGUUGCCCACGACCGGUUAAAGUUGUUCUCAACUGUCCCGAGCAGUGUUGCCCACGACCUGUUAAAGUUGUUCUCAACUGUCCCGAGCAGUGUUGCCCACGACCUGUUAAAGUUGUUCUCAACUGUCCCGAGCAAUGUUGCCCACGACCUGUUAAAGGUGUUCUCAACUGUCCCGAGCAGUGUUGCCCACGACCUGUUAAAGUUGUUCUCAACUGUCCUAAGCAGUGCUACCCACGACCUGUUAAAGGUGUUCUCAACUGUCCUAAGCAGUGCUACCCACGACCUAUUAAAAGUGUUCUCAACUGUCCCGAGCAAUGUUGCCCACGACCUAUUAAAGGUGUUCUCAACUGUCCUAAGCAGUGUUGCCCACGACCUGUUAAAGUUGUUCUCAACUGUCCUAAGCAGUGUUGCCCACGACCUGUUAAAGUUGUUCUCAACUGUCCCGAGCAAUGUUGCCCACGACCUGUUAAAGUGUUCUCAACUCUCCCGAGCAAUGUUGCCCACGACCUGUUAAAGUUGUUCUCAACUGUCCCGAGCAAUGUUGCCCACGACCUGUUAAAGUUGUUCUCAACUGUCCUAAGCAGCGUGGCCAAAUAA